AUGUCUGAACCUUCUCUUCUUCUACGGAGCAAAUACGUUCCAGCGUCCUACUCCUUGCGUUUGGGAAUCGACAAUGCCAAACCAAACUACUCAGGACUUCUCCGGGUCGAUGUUUCGCAAAAUGCUCUCUACAAUGGUGAUGUGAAAGGCUUCUCCAUGUAUUUGCAUGCUCAUAGGCUAAUUAUCACAAAAGCCGAGUUGAACUUGCAAUCGGGAGAUGCGAUUAAGUUGCUGGUGAAAACAGACCGUGAGAAGCAAACAAUUGAAUUAUCUGCUGAAACGGAAGAGCCGCCAGUGUCGGUCACCAUCACGUACUUAGGAUCUAUUGCAACCAUCAGAACAUAUCAUGAUGAGACCUACGGAGUUUUCAAAACAAACUAUUCCGACUCGGUCUCGGGAAAAAGCGACAACUACAUCAUUGCUACGCAUGCUCAACCGUAUGGAAGUCGGUGCAUCUUUCCGGUGUUGGACGAGUUGGUACUUAAGGUCCAGAUCUCGCUCACCAUCCAGACCAAGUCUCUGUUUAAAGUGGUUUCAAAUGCGGCUUUGAAGUCGUCUCAUAUCAUUGAUAUGACCGAGGAUUCCUUAUAUGAGUUUGAGCCUACUCCACCCAUCCUGCCUGCUCAUUUUGGAUUCGCUUUGGGUGACUUUGAAGUCCUCGAGGACUCCUCUGCUCGAGUGCCAAUCCGCGUAUUGACCACGAAAGGCGACUCAUCGCAAGCUCGCUAUGCUCUUGAUGUUUCUGUUGCCCUCUUCCCGGUUUUUGAAGACCUCUUGGGCCAAUACCCAUUGACCAAAUUCGAUAUCGUGGCGCUUCCUUUCCUUGCGGAUGUAGUGAUGGAGAACUGGGGAAUGGUGACCGUUAUCCGUGACAAGAUUCUCAUUGAUCCUUACAAUGCCUCCUCUGAUGCCAAAUACACUAUAAGGCAACUUAUUGCUCAUCAGUUGACCCAUCAAUGGUUCGCUAAUUCCGUUUCUCUUGACGAUUGGAGGUGUCUUUGGUUUAUCGAGUCUUUCGCUACUUUUGUUGGUAAUUACGCUCUCUCUGUUAAGGGGAUUGAAGCUUCCGAUACUACUCUGUUUGAAGAACAGAAACUGUUUGCAAUUCAAGACUUUAUGGAUAUUGACUGUUUCAUCGACCUGCCUCUUCCAAGUCCUCAAGAAUACAUGAACGGCCUCGAUGUGUCAGCAGCCAUCAAAACCAACAACAUUUUUGAACAACAGGUGUAUGAUAAGGGUCUCAUUCUUUUGAACAUGAUUGCAACUCUAUUUCAAUUGGAGAAUAAAAGUUCAGAUUACACUCACUUCUUCAAGGCAUUCCGUGAAGUUACAAAGGAGUAUGAGUAUAAGAUUAUUAAAAUCUUUGAUAUCUGGAAUAUCCUCAACCGUCACACUUCAUAUGAAUUGUUGAGUUUUGCUCACUCCUGGUUUAGACAUGUGGGGUACCCUAUUUUGGAAGUGAAGGUGAAGAACAAUGCAAUUACAGUGUGUCAGAAUCGAUUCUUGUACAACAAUGACGCUCAAUCGCUCAAUCUCGAAAACUCGCCUUUCCAUGUCCCAUUAGCCACAAAAGUCCGCACCGACAAAGGUGACAUACAAAUAGCAAACUUGAUGUUGUCUGAUAGAUCUAUGGAUCUUGAGAUUCCCCCUUCGCAAUUGAUUUGUUUAAACUCGGGAAAUCAAUUUUACUACAAAACAGUUUAUUCUCUGGAGAUCUUGGACGUGCUUUUGAAGAAUGUUGCGGAGAAUAUUUUGAGAUCAUCAGAUCUAUUGGCCAUUAUUAGAGAUUAUGGUAAGAUUCUCGGUCAACAUACUUUCCACAGCGAUGCGGAUUUGUAUGGCUCGAGCCAGCUCAACUUCUUCAUCAAAUUGGCGAAAGUUCUUUCCUCGGAAUCAUGGAGUAUCGAUUUCGAAGUGUUGAAAGCAUGUUUAUCCUACUUGGAAAUUAUAAACUCCAUUUUUCUCCAUUUCACUGAGUAUACUCGGUUCCAAAUUUGGCUUGAUGGAGUGUAUUUCGACUUAUACAACAAGAUUGAUGGGUGGAACGCCGUAUUAGAUCUCAAGACAGGUGAUUAUGAUCCUACCGAGUAUGAAGUUCGCAACAUGAUCUUGCAGGGAGCUAGUAGUCACAAGGAAGUUCAGUCAGUUUGCAAAAAGCUUUAUAAGAAUAUGGUGAGCUCCGGUGUCUCACAAAGAUUUACAGCUAAAGAAUUGUUUCCGCUGAUUUUCAAUGUCACAGCAGCAAAUGCCAACAUGAAUGAAUAUAAACAAAUCAUGGCAUUAGCAAAGAACAGUGAUGUGUCGCUUUUGAAACAUUCUAAUGGCCUGGUUCAAGACCUUCAAACUGCUGCGGUCUCAUCCCUCGCCUUCUGCAAAAAGCCUGAUUUGCUUUCGAAAACUUUGCACUUCGUCAACAACAACAUCGACUCGAAGCUUAUCGAAUUGUGUUUACUCGGAUACAAGUUUCAUCAUUCAACACAAGCUAAGGAACAACUUUGGGCGUGGUACACUGUCAAUUACGAUCUGUGGGUAAAGAGGUCCUUGCGGAAAGGCUCAGAUUGGUCGAAACAAAUUGGCAUUGCUACCGGCAACAUCUCGAAUUUAGUCUUGGGCGAGGUAAUGCAGUAUAGAAUUGACGACGUGAAAGCCUUUGUGGAUGCAAAGGAGAAGUCGCUUCCCCCUCACAAACUUCAAGAAAGAUUUGAGAGAUUAGAAGCCGAAAAUGAGGAGAAAAGAGCCAUUGCUGAUCUCUACAAAGAUCUUUGUAUAUAA
Molecule: messenger RNA, 2772 nt
Organism: Australozyma saopauloensis
Lineage: Eukaryota; Fungi; Ascomycota; Pichiomycetes; Serinales; Metschnikowiaceae
Exons: 1
Coding region: 1-2772 (923 amino acids)
Biological process (GO): proteolysis; peptide catabolic process
Cellular component (GO): cytoplasm
Molecular function (GO): peptide binding; zinc ion binding; metalloaminopeptidase activity
Source: RefSeq, a predicted model, not a curated record